This is a messenger RNA of Lactuca sativa (garden lettuce), 4418 nucleotides long. Its product is annotated as TMV resistance protein N. Gene Ontology annotation, biological process: defense response; signal transduction. Lineage: Eukaryota; Viridiplantae; Streptophyta; Magnoliopsida; Asterales; Asteraceae. Gene Ontology annotation, molecular function: ADP binding. The record is from RefSeq and is a predicted model, not a curated record.
AAGUGGCCUUCCCAGUUCCUUCUCCACAAUACUACUUUUUCAAUCACCAGCGUUGGCAUUAUCAAACAACCAAUCUUCUUGAUAGGGUUAGUCACCUCUUCCAAAUUUCACAUAAACUUUACACAACAAAGAUCUGAAAUAGGAGAUCCUUCAAGCCUUAACCUUCAAUGGCCUCUUCUUCGAUUGCAUCCAUUCAGAAAAGCUUUACAUAUGAUGUAUUUUUGAGUUUUAGAGGUGAAGACACACGCACCAAUUUCAUCGAUCAUCUUUAUAAUGCUCUUCAGCAGCAAGGCAUUUAUACUUACAAGGAUGAUGAGGCAAUUAGAAAAGGGAAAAGGAUCAAUGAUGAGCUCAUCAGUUCCAUUAAAGACUCAAAAUUCUAUAUCAUUGUUUUCUCCAAGAACUAUGCAUCUUCAGCUUGGUGCUUGGAUGAGCUUGUGAUGAUAAUGGAGUGUCACAAGACGAGUGAGCAUACUGCAUACCCCAUCUUCUAUGAUGUGGAACCGACAGAGGUCCGGAAACAAAGCGGGGCAGUGGGAAAAGCUUUUGCUAAACAUGAAAAUGAUGAAGCUGCUGGGAAAUGGAAAGAGGUUCUAAAAGAAGCGGCAGAUCUGGCUGGAUGGGAGUUGAAGAACACUGCAAAUGGGCAUGAAGCCAAACUUAUCCAAAAAAUUAUUGAAGAAAUUUCACUACAGUUACGUUCCAUUGAUUUCAAUGCUGAUGAAAAACUAAUAGGCAUGGAGACCAGGGUAAAGGAUGCUGUAUCAUCUUUAGAAAUUGGUACUGAUGAUGUUCGUGUAAUCGGUAUCAAGGGGAUGGGAGGUGCUGGGAAGACAACUUUGGCCAGAGCGGUUUUUGAUCAAUAAAUAUCCUUUCGGUUUGAAGCUAAAAGCUUUGUUGAGAAUGUUAGGGAAAAUUCAAAUACUUCUUUGUCUGGUUUGAAAUCGUUGCAAAAUCAAGUCCUUAAAGAUGCCUUAUUUGAUCAAGGCAUCAAUGUGAGUAGUGUUCAUGAUGGGAAAAUCAUGAUGAAGAAGAAGAUGCGUAAUAAAAAGACUCUUCUUGUUCUAGAUGAUGUGGACCAUAUUGACCAGCUUGAGGCGUUAGCUGGUGAUCUUAAUUGGUUCAAGUCGGGAAGUAGAAUUAUCAUUACAACAAGAGAUGAGCAGGUGCUCGUGGCACACCGGGUGAAGUUGAUUCUUGAUGUCAAUCUGUUAUCAAAUAAGGAAGCGAUUGGGCUCUUCAGUAGGUACGCAUUUGGGGGAGAUAUUCCAAUUCAAGGGUAUGAAGAGCUAUCGGAACAAGUUGUACGGUAUGCUGCUGGUCUUCCCUUAACGAUAAAAGUUUUGGGUUCAUUUCUUUGUGGUAAAAAUAAGAGUGAAUGGAUAGAUGCACUAGAAAGAUUGAAAACAAUUCCGUUAAAGGAAACUCUUCAGAAAUUGGAAUUAAGCUACAUCAAUCUAGAGGAAGAUUACAAAGAAAUAUUCCUCAAUGUUGCAUGCUUACUGAAAGGGUGGUGGAAAAGGUUGGCAAUCGAAGCGCUUGAAAGUUGUGGAUUUCAUGCCACAAAUGGUUUAAAAGUUCUUGAGCAAAAAUCUCUUAUAACUAUUACUAGAAAACCUUUUGAGUUUGUGCACAUGCAUGACCAUAUUGAAGAAAUGGGCAGAAAUAUUGUUCGUCGUUUGCACCCAGAUAAGCCUGAGAAACACAGCCGAUUGUGGAUUGAUGAUGAAAUUAAAGAUAUAUUGGCUAAUGACUUGGGUACUAAAGCAACAAGAUACAUACAAUUCCAGUUAAUGGGAGGCAAUUUUGAAAUGGUUAUGAAGGGUCUUAGAAAGAUGAAGGAACUUAGAUUUCUUCACAUAUUUGAGAAUAAUUUUGCGGAAGAAAGGAAAUAUGAUAAUGUCAGCCAAUACUUUCCAAAUGCUUUACAAUAUCUGCAGUGGUCCUGGUACCCUUUCUGGUCUUUACCCAACACAUUUCAAGCUAAUGAUCUUGUUACACUUAAGAUGGAAUGGAGCAAUAUCAAACAACUUUGGGAAGGGGGAGAAAGAAAGGUUCUUAACAAGCUCAAGAUUCUUGACCUCAGUUAUUCAAAGUUGACGACCCUUGAUCUUGGGUCUAGUCCAAAUCUCGAGGCGUUGUCUCUAAGAGGAUGCCGUCACUUGGUACAACUUCACAUGCUCAAUGGAUAUCCAAAUCUCAAGUCCAUCAACCUCAGUGAGUCAAAGUUGAAGACAAUCGACCUUCGCCCAGCUGUGAACCUCGAGCUCUUACAUCUUAAAGACUGCAAUGCUUUGGUAGAACUUCACAUGCCUGGUAAAUGUCUGAAUCUCAGAUCCUUGACACUCACUAAUUCACAGUUGAGGACCCUAGACAUUGGGUGGACUCCGAAUCUAGAGGAUUUAGAUCUUAACAGCUGUUAUGAUUUGGAAGACCUUCACAUGGCCGAUAAAUGUCAAAAGCUCACAUCCCUCAACAUUAGUCAUUCAAAGUUGAAAACCCUUGACCUUGGGUUGACUCCAAAUCUGAAGAAGUUAUAUCUAAAAGAAUGUAAGAAUUUGGUACAACUUCAUGUUCCCAUUGGAUGUCUAGAAAAUCUUGUCUACUUGAACUUAAGAGGCUGUUUGGGGUUUACAUAUUUUAUGUUUGACAAAAGGAAUGUUGCUUCUAGUAGAAAGGAUGAAUCACUUGAGAUUGAUCCUUCAGCUGAGUCACAUCUGAUUGCCAAGUCCCUUGAAAGAUGUCCACUUCACCCGGACAAUACUUUGCAGCAGUUUCAGUUUGAAUGCUUUUACAUUGAUGAUCCCAAGGACCGUGUGACUAGAAAUCUUAAGCAGCUUAUUUAUGAAGGUCUGUGUGCCUGCACUAACCUUGAGACACUUUCAGAAAGCAUUUUUGGGUUACGAUGUUUAAGAAAGCUUAAACUUAAACUCGAAGCCUAUCCGGAGGCUCCCAAGGAACUUGACCACGAAGAAUGUCUAGAAGAGCUAAGUUUUUCUAUGACAAAUAUGAAACAUCUUCCGGAUAGCAUUUGUAUGUUGAAACAUCUGGAAGUUCUUCAACUUAAACAUUGUUGGAGUCUUGAGAAGUUACCUGAGGAUAUUGGCCAAUUAGAAUGUUUAAAAAAUCUGACUUUAUCAGAUACAAAGAUUAAACAUCUUCCUGAUAGCAUUUGUAUGUUGAAACAUCUGGAAGUUCUUCAACUUAAACAUUGUUGGAGUCUUGAGAAGUUACCUGAGGAUAUUGGCCAAUUAGAAUGUUUAACAAAUCUGACUUUAUCAGAUACAAAGAUUAAACAUCUUCCUGAUAGCAUUUGUAUGUUGAAACAUCUGGUAUUUCUUGAGCUUCGUGAUUGUUCCUUUCUUGAGAAGUUGCCCGAGGAUCUUGGCCAACUAGAAUGUUUAGAGACGCUAUAUUUGUUGCAUGCAAAGAUUGAACAUCUUCCAGAUAGCAUCUGUAUGUUGAAAAAUCUGAGAACACUCGCUCUUCAUUGUUCUUCACUUAAGACAUUACCAAAGGAUCUUGGCCAACUAGAAUGUUUAGAGACGCUAUAUCUGUCAUCCUCAUUGAUCAAGCAUCUUCCGGAUUCUAUUUGUAUGUUGAAAGAUUUGAAACAGCUCAAUCUGAUUCAUUGUUCAUUACUUGAGAAAUUACCAGAGGAUCUUGACCGAUUAGAAUGUUUACAGAGACUAUCCCUAAGGAUGUGCAAGCUUUUACGAGAUUUUCCAAUCAGCAUCUGUAAGAUAAAACGUUUAGAAAGUUUAGGGGUAGAAGGUACAUGCAUAAGUCAUCUUCCACAGGACAUUUGUUUUAUGAAAGGUCUGCGUAUUUCAGGGUCGAGAGGCCUUCUUGAAUCCUGUGGUUUUACAUCCGAGAUACAAACCGUCUCGUACGAAGAUACCUUCUUUGUAGAUGUGUGAAUAACAGUCUAUUAUGUCUCUAUUUAUGAUGGAGUCUACCCUACAUCCAUAAGGGCUCUUCUAGAGAGAAAAUCAGGACUAUAUAUGGAGUAUAUAUAGCUCUUUUGGAGGGUAUAUGAUUUUGUGAUGCUCCAAAGGCCUAGGAAUUCACAAAGAACCAUUCUGAUAGAUCCAAAUACAAUGUCAGAAUUUAUCAAGAACUUAAUCAAAAAAAUCCGAGCAACAGAUGUGGAUUUCAUGCAAAUUGUACUUAACAAGCAAAACUUAAAGCAAUUGGAACACAUGCGAAGACUUUGUGAAGCUAUUGGGUAGAGAAGGAAACAUCACAGGGUUUUGAGUGGGAAUUGAAUAAGUCAAAUUACAACGACUUCUGUAGAAAGUUUUGAUGAAAUUGGUGGGAACUUUGAUAUGAAUUUUUAAAUGGUCAUGUUAAUAAUAUGUGAAGGAACAGUUUUUGGAUAAUUUAAAGGGUAAAUAGCAUAAAACACAUUAAGUUUA